AUGCUGAGUCGACGAAGGAAUAAGCUGAAUUUAAGUCUGCCAAGGACUGUCCAGGAACAUGAAAAUCAGGAGGAAGAAGAGGCAGAAGAGGCCAGUUCUGUCGCUAUUGAGGAAGAAUUGAAGCGUUUAGGUCUUACAGAACCACAGAAACAGAGAAUGCAAGAAUGGAUUAAAGAGAGGAACCUAGUGCCGACAGAUGCUCUGAACGAACAAAAGUUAGAUAAGAUAUGCGAUUUGGGUCAUGGAAAUGGCGGUGUAGUUCACAAAGUAAUUUACAAGCCAACAAAGGUAAUUAUGGCUAGGAAACUGGUGCACCUCGAAGUCAAGGCAUCAAUAAAAACUCGAAUUUUGAAGGAAUUGGACGUCUUACGUCGUUGUAACAGUCCUUAUAUUGUCGGUUUUUAUGGUGCUUUUCUGGCUAAUAGUGAGUUGUCUAUUUGCAUGGAAUAUAUGGAUGGUCUCUCCUUGGACGUAUUGCUAAAAAAGGCGGGACGCAUUACUGAGCCUCGAGUAGGACGAAUAGCUGUUGCAGUUGUGAGGGGGUUGGCUUAUUUGAAAGAAGAACACAAUAUUUUACAUCGAGAUGUUAAGCCGUCAAACAUUUUGGUUAACACGAGGGGGGAAAUAAAGCUGUGCGACUUUGGUGUUUCUGGUGUUUUAAUAGACAGUAUGGCAAAUAGUUUUGUUGGCACAAGAUCAUAUAUGGCGCCUGAGCGUCUUACAACCAGCUACUACGAUAUCAAGUCGGACGUCUGGAGUUUAGGCUUAUCUCUGAUUGAAAUUUCUGUUGGACGUUAUCCGAUUCCAGCAUUGACAGCAAAUGAUUAUAAAGCAAUUUUUGAUGUGGAUCCUGAUAAAAUAGUUUUGGGAAAUGGACAGGCACCACCACCAGGACCUGCUUCGACUGAACCGAAAAAUAUGGCCAUAUUUGAACUCCUCAACUACAUCAGGGUGGAGCCUCCACCGUCGUUGCCGCGUAAGGUGUUCAGCGACCUAUACAUUGAUUUCGUUGAGCUCUGUGUAAAGAAAAAUACUUCUGAAAGAGCAGAUUUGAAAACUUUGAAUAACCAUGAGUUCUUUAAACUUUAUGAGGACGCAGAUGACAAUGGUGACUUUGCUGGUUUUGUUAGCGAAAACAAAGCGAAAGUCGAAUCAGAUAAAGAAAAUUCUUAA
Messenger RNA from Enterobius vermicularis (human pinworm), 1173 nucleotides. NCBI's taxonomy places the organism in Eukaryota, Metazoa, Nematoda, Chromadorea, Rhabditida, Oxyuridae. The record is from the annotation of a GenBank genome assembly.